Molecule: messenger RNA, 3956 nt
Organism: Blastomyces gilchristii SLH14081
Lineage: Eukaryota; Fungi; Ascomycota; Eurotiomycetes; Onygenales; Ajellomycetaceae
Product: glutaminase
Exons: 6
Coding region: 809-3475 (888 amino acids)
Source: RefSeq, a predicted model, not a curated record
CUAGGGCAGCGGCUAAAUAGUUCUAGAUUCCCCCCGUCUUCCGUUCCAUCCAUCAACAAGUUUUGGGAUGGUUGUACAGGUACAUGCAUGUACUGUACUGUACAUAUAUACAUACUACACAGAGAGCGAAACGGGGAGUUGGACUCAGCAUCAGAUAUUUUUAACUAUGUUUUGGUAUCUUAUGCCUGAUGGGUGGAGAAGGAAUAAUCAACAGCAGUAAGUUAACUAACUAUGAGACAAUGGGGAUAAUAAACCUGCCCUUUUUCAAAUCAUUCUUGUUUGUUGAUGCUCGAGCGGAACCGCGGGAAGGAGGAAGUCAAUCUCUGUUUUCUGUUUUCCUUAUGCGCUUCAUCCAUUUCCCCGUUCUCAUCAUCAUCUGUCUGUCUCCUCUCUCUCUCUCUCUCUCUCUCUCUCUCUCUCUCUCUCUCUCUCUCUCUCUCUAUCUACCCCACGCAUCACCACAAUUUCGAGUCAUUCUUUGGGCAAUUUUGGGCCACGCAUCAUCGAGCAACCAGCGCACAUAUACAGCGUGUAAAUCGCCAUUAAUAUAGCGAGCGGGGCUGGGAUCGGCUGCGGCUCCACUUGGCCUGACUUCUCCGCAUGACCUUCAUUCAUUGACCAAACCUAACCUCCUCGUCGCUCGCUUCUUCUUCUUCUUAUACCAACUCCCAACUCCCAACUCCCUACUCCCUACUCCCUCUCCAGCCGCUCUGGUUCUUCUCUUCGCUAUCUUUAAACAAUACCCCUCCAUUCCCCGGUUACAUCCUUAUCCCCCCCAGCUAUUUUGUGGUGGAGCUGAGCUGGCACCAUGCGAUGGUUACUCACUCCGCUCCUUGGGGCAGCCAUCUUCCACUCCUUUCUUGUUGCUGCCUCCCGCCUUACCCCUCCCGUUCUCCCGUUGGUAGUGCGGAAUCCAUAUCUUAGCACCUGGCUCGCCAAUGCUCGAGAUGACCCGUGGGCUCACUGGCCCAUGUUCUACACGGGAGAGCACAUGGGACUCUCCCUAAUGGCCUCUGUCCCUGACACAGGAUAUGUAUAUCCGCUGCUUGGACGCCCUCAGGAUUCAUUGACUCCAGUUACGGAUGAGUCUGGCUACAAUAUCUCGUAUCCUACGUAUCUGGGUGCGAAGUACGAUGCUUCCACUACCAACCUAACCUACUCCAUUGCCACAUCCCCAUCUGGAACGUCAGCAGAACCACUUCUCAUUACGCUGUCAUUCUUGUCACCCAUUACUCCGAGUUCUACUCUUCGUCAGUCCAUCCCUGCUGCGUAUGUCACUGUCUUUGUCAAGGGGAACAGGAAUGUUCAUAUCUAUAUGGACUUGAACGGCCAGUGGGUCAGUGGCCACCGGGGGGCUCGCAUUGUAUGGGAUUUCGACCGUAUAAUUCCCGACGAUGGAGGGCCGCCCCUUAAUAGAUGGCAUGUCAAACGCGAAACGGAACAACACUUUACGGAGCACAAUGACCGCUCGGAAUGGGGCAGCCUGUAUAUCGUUGCACCAGAGGGUGUUCGAUACGAAUCUGGGACUUCUGCUCUACUUCGCAAGCGGUUUGCAAGGACUGUGACUUUACAAAAUGUCAAUGAUGAUAUCUUUCGGUCGAUUAUGGACCAGGAGCCCGUCUUUGCCUUUUCUAAGUCAUUCUCUCUCAAUGCGUCAGUCGACGAAGACGCAACUGUUUUGGUGCAAGACAAAGUCACGUUUUCCAUUGCUCAUAUCCAGGAUCCGGUUGUCCAAUUUGCUGCCGCCCGCGGCUUGACCAUGAUGAAACCUCUUUGGCAGUCUUGGUUUAGAAAUGUGGACAACCUUCUUUCCUUUCACUACUCUGACUUCCAAAAUGCAUCCACACUUGCCGCACGCUACUCUAGUCAACUCGAAAUUGAUGCGUUUUUGUCCGGUGCAGAGGAUUACGUUGACAUUGUCGCUCUCUCUGCGAGACAAGUUCUCGGUGCGACGUCAUUUUCAGGGACGGCCGAGAAUCCGAUUCUGUUCCUAAAGGAGAUCUCAUCCAAUGGAAACUGCCAAACAAUCGAUGUUAUCUUCCCCUCUUUCCCGUUUUUCCUAUAUACCAAUCCCAGAUGGCUUGUCUACCUUUUGGAACCAUUGAUAGAACAUAUGCUCAGCGGCCAGUAUCCAAACACUUAUGCGAUGCACGACCUGGGUACUCAUUUCCCUAACAUUACCGGCCAUCCAGAUGGAAGAGAUGAAUACAUGCCAGUAGAAGAAUGUGGCAAUAUGCUGAUAAUGGGACUGGCCGUCGUUAACUCGCUGCGAUACCCCGCAAAGAGCUCUGUGGUCCCCGCUGUAAACACUGAAGAUGAUGAAAAUGUUGGCAUAUUUCCACUCGUAGACCUUGAAUCAUGCGGCAGUAUCGAUAAGCUUGAUAGCCCCUGGGCAAUGACGCCUGACGCAGGUGAUAAGGCUCAGAGGUGGGUCAAAAGGUCCUACAAGCUAUGGAAGCAAUGGACCGGAUACUUGGUCGAAUUUUCUUUACUCCCUGAAAAUCAACUAUCUACCGAUGAUUUUGCUGGAUGGCUGGCACUUCAAACAAAUCUUGCACUCAAAGGAAUUAUUGGUAUCAAUGCAAUGAGCGGGCUUUCCUCAGUUGUCGGGAAUAAGGAUGAUUCUAGGUACUACAAGAAUAUCUCCGACACGUACAUCGCGAAAUGGGAAGAGUAUGGGUUCUCGAGGGAUAAAACUCAUGCUAAACUUUCCUACGACUGGUAUGGUUCUUGGACUACAUUGUACAAUUUGUAUGCAGACUCCCUUCUCUGUUUCCAUUUGGAAGGCUCGGGGAGUAGUCCUUCAAGUGGGAAUGAAGGUUUCGACCACGGCGACCCGCAAAAGCCCCUUGAUCCGCCAAAGAAGGACCAUGAAGGUUUUGUACCUAGGCGGGUUUAUGAACGGCAAUCAAAAUGGUAUCAUUACGUGCGCCAAAAGUACGGGCUGCCGUUGGACAGCCGUCAUCUUUACACUAAGACGGACUGGGAGUUUUUAUCGAUGGCAGUAUCCAGCAAAAACGUUCGCCAUGAAAUCCUUCAGUCGGUUGCUAAAUGGCUCAAUGAAACCGCGACAGACCGCCCCUUCACGGAUCUACAUAAAACCGAAGGUGACGGCGGAUUCCCUGGGCCCAAUUUUUUCGCUCGCCCUGUAGUUGGUGGCCAUUUUGCCUUCCUUGCUCUUGAGAGGGCAUGUAAUGGGAAAGCUAUGGCUGGUUUGAAGUUCUUGGAUGAUGAAGUGUUGGAAGACGGGCCCCCAGCUUGCCAAGGUGACGACUGCCCAAAUGACAAUGAUCAUUAUGAUGAAGACGAUGAGGAUGAGGAUGAGGACGAGGAUGACGAGUAUGAUGAGGAUUAUGACGAUCAUGAUGACUACGAUGAAGCAGCUGCUGGCGUUGCAGGAAGGAAAGGAACUCAAUUCAGAAUGGUGGCCAACAUACCCAAUGCAAACAAUAGAUGGGCUGCUCCUGGUAAUUAGCACCGCUGCUGUUUUCAUGAUGUUAACCAUGCGGCAUUUCUCUUUCCUUUUUUUCUUCUUUUUCUUCUUUUCUUCUUGGUGCUGGGGGUUUACCUUGGGAUUAUUUUGGCUUUUUCCUGGAUUUUUUUGCCCUUUUUUGCUACCCCGCCUAUGGUAUAUAUAUGUCUUUGAUCGGUUUUGGGGCUUGCUUUGAUUGUUCCAUUUUCAAGGCCAAUGGCAUAUUUUCUUGUAGGCUUCCUAGUACGGGUAGUUACGGACUAGCGCCCCGCACCACACGCAUAUAACCCGAGUAGAUAGCUACCAAUAACCAAUACAGCCACUCAGACGUCCAACAGGUUAUGGCCCGGAUUGCUUGUUUUUUUAAUAACCUUCCGCUUUUUCAUUUAUCUGAGGUAUAAAACAUCUUGCGUUCUGCAUCACUGAACUGCAGAAGGAUCCUGACAUAAUGUGACUGUUUUGAAAGCCUUGAUUGCGGGGAAAA